Molecule: messenger RNA, 3656 nt
Organism: Theileria parva strain Muguga
Lineage: Eukaryota; Apicomplexa; Aconoidasida; Piroplasmida; Theileriidae
Product: Inorganic H+ pyrophosphatase family protein
Exons: 2
Coding region: 379-3642 (1087 amino acids)
Biological process (GO): proton transmembrane transport
Cellular component (GO): membrane
Molecular function (GO): diphosphate hydrolysis-driven proton transmembrane transporter activity; inorganic diphosphate phosphatase activity
Source: RefSeq, a predicted model, not a curated record
UAUAGUGAUUUAAAUGUACUAUAGAUCUCAAAAUAAACAAUAUUAAAUAUUAAAUCAUAUGAAAUCUAGUAGAAUCCAUCAAAUAAGCCUCAAAUGUCAUGAAAAAAAUUCAUCUGUGUGAUGUAACAUUUUUUUAAAGUUUUAAAAUUUCUUUAGUUUUUUACACAAAUCCCGUUUAAACCAAGUUUCUAGUGAAAUUAGUAAAUUUCGCCGAUUUUUGGAAUCGGCCGUGGUCUUUAAUUCUAGGAUUCUACACACGGGAUGCAUGCAUUCAUAAUUGUUGCAUUGUUUUUAGAUCUUUACUGUUCUGUAAAUUAUGAAACAAAUCAGUAUAUUUAUUUCCGUAAUUUGUAAAACUUGAUUUAAUGAUUAUUUAUAAUGAAAGCAUCUGAUAUCGCCUCCCUAACUUGCGUUUCUCUCUUCUUGACAGUCGCCUUCGCUCACGUUGUUAAGGAAUUUGUACUCAAUUUGAAAGCUCGCUCAAAAAUUGAUAAAAACUACGUGCCUGAUGAAAAGGAGAAGAGAAGUGUCAAGAUUUACAGGUUAUUGCUGCUCCAUGUCGGCACCAACAACAUCGUUUUGUUGUGCCUGAUUUUCGGAAUCUCAUUUAUUAUCUAUGGGCUCACCAACGAUUACCUAGAUGGACUUUGCUUUUUCGUGGGUGGUCUAACUUCAUUGAUCACAGGUUUACUGGCUGUGCUCUUCUGUAAAGGAGCCUCCAGCAAGCUCGUAGACUUAUCCCAAAUAGGAAUUCGUCAAGUGUACUUGAGAUGUUUGGGCAAUUCGUCUGCGAUUUCUAUCUUUUUAAUCGGUUUAAACGUUCUUUCACUCUUUAUCCUGACUAUAGUUUUGUUCCCGAGAACAACUUUAGGUGAUGCAAAAAUACUUAAACUGCUGACCACAAUUUCAUACUUUUGCUUUGGAACUCUAUUCGUGACUAUUUUCUCCAGACUCUCAGGAGGGCUUUUCAACAACUCAUACAACAUUCUCCUGGAGUCUGAUAAAAGUAACACAAUUGAAGAAGUUUCAGUAGAUGAAGUUGUUGAAAAUAAGUUGUUAGGAGAUAUGAAUAACUAUUUGCAGAAUAUCUACGAAUUAGUGCUUGAAUUUGUUGCCAUCCUCUCAACAUUAAUCUGCUCAUACGUGAUGGUGAUGGGUAGAUUUGAGGAAAAUGGAGUGCUGCUGGCCAAGUCAAUAAAGUUCUUAUCGUACCCAUUUAUUAUUCUCUCAUUUAGCCUAUUUGUAACAGCAAUAACAAUAACCAUUUUCACAUACUUUAUGAAGAAUAAUACCCUUAAAAGGGUCAGAAACUCUUACAUGUACACUGUUUGCUCAAGUCUGGUAGCCACUCUGGCUCUUUUGCCGUUCUUUCACAUGUUUUUCUUACCAAGUGAAAUUGACGGAGUUCACUAUGAAAGGUACACCGUUUACGGACUAGUGUUACUGGGUUUCCUGGUCGGUGUAUUAAUGUCACUUUGCAAUAAAUACUUCUUGUCAAACAAUAACUUUAUGGGCAAGUCGAUUUCACUAUCAGUAAUCUCAUCACUGACUGGUGGAAUUAUCAACUCACUUUCGUUCUCAAAGCUCUUUACCUUUAUUCCAACUGCAUUAGUAGCUUUGAUCCUUCUAUUGUCACUGAUUUUGACUGAUUUCUACGGGUUAAUCUUUGUAUGUGCCGGAUCAAUGUGUUCUCUUUGCCUGGUGCUUACAGGCUCAAUUUUCUACUCCUUGGUCUUUACAUCUCAUAGACUAACUGAAGGCGAAGAUGGUGGAAAUGAAGAAAAUCCAUCCGACAGUCUAGUAUUAAGGAACCUUAAGACUUCAUGGUCCAAAGUCAGUGAUGUAACUAAGCCAUACUUGAGUACCUGGUGUAUUUUACUCGGUUUAGUACUCAUUAACCACAUGUCAGUUAAGUUGGAAGUUGUUAGCCCAGGUUACCUUAACCCAUUUGCCCUCACAUCUCUGUUCUUGGGAUGCACAUUCCCAAUACUUGAAAGUGGGUUAAUCCUCAGAAUAUCAUCCUCAAUUGCUAAUACUAAGUUGAGGAAAACAUUCAAGGAAGUUUACAACUCACUUUACCCAUCCAACAAGCGUGACAAAGAUGAUAAGGGAAAGGGCAAGGGUAUAAAACUAUCAUUUUGGAGAAGUGGUAAAAAUAAUAAAAAACAAGACGACAAACCCGAAAGUGAGGAUAUUACCAAGAGAAACGCAGACGUUGAGUCCCCAAAUGGACAAGUUGAAGAAUCCAACAAUGACGAACUGAUUAACGUAGUAAUUAGUUCAGAUGAUGAUACUAAGUAUAAAAAGUUCAGAGGAGGGUUUAAGAAAUGUUUGCUAGUUGAAGCCGGUGUUCAAGAGGAUUCAUUGUUGAAUGCUCCAAUCACCUGUGAUAGUUCCAGAUCACCACUCACUGACACUCUCGACUCCACUUACAGUAACAACUCGUUCCACACAGCUAACUCUACUCAUGAAGAUGCUGGAGAUAAUGCCGCGACUGUGGAUUUGAGGAAACACUGCUCUAGAGAUUACAGAAUAUUGAAAAAUGCAGAUAUUCACUACAAGAUGUUCCACCCCAAGUAUCAUGAAAAACACUUUAACUUGCAAAAAAUAUCAACCGACGAAGAGGUUACUGUACAAAACAAUUCACAGAAUUCAGAAAGUGCACAAAAUAAUGUAGAAGAUUCACAAAAUAAACAAAAUAAUGUAGAAAAAAGUUCAGAUAAAGUAGAAAAUGCAGUAGAAGAUGUAGAAAAGGUCGAAAAUAAGCAGAAUUUGGCAUCAAUGGUAGAACAUAAGAAUGAUACAGGAGUACCAUUGGAAACCACGGUGGAUUUGAAUAAGGUGAUGGAAGGAGUCAGGAAAAGUAUUUCUAGCGAGAAUUCAAGUUGCAGUAGCACUUACAGGGAAUAUGAAAGUUCAUAUCCCGAAAAGAAAGUUCAACCAUCCCAAGUACAUACAGCUGAGGUGGUAAACGAAGAGUCACAUGACGAGGCUGAUCUUGAGGAAGUACAUUACACAGGCUCAUUCACCUCUAAGAACCAAGAAGGUGAAGUUGUCGAAAAUGAAUAUCACAUUGACGUGAACAGGAAUUUAUUACCGCCAGAUGUUGAUAUUUCUAACACUCCCAGGCGCCCAACCCCUAAAUCCACCGACAGCUGCUUGCUAGAUUUGGAAGCUCAUUUCGCACAACCUAAGAAGGAAAGCCAAUUAUUAACAUACAAGAAUGUGCUGAUAUCAAUUUUAUUGUCAAUUUUGCCUUUUAUUUUGGCUUUUGGAUUCCCACUUCUGGUUGGUGUUUCUUUGGGCAAAAACGCACUCGUCACACUUUUACUCUUUUCAAACAUCUCAUCUUCAAUUUUGGUCCAAGUGCUUUCAUUGUGUUCAAUGACUCUUGAGUCAAGUUAUAAUCACAUCUCAAGAACUAGUUCUGCGGACUCCAAUUCCGCAGUUCCAGCCGCCCAGUUACUAGACAGUAAUGGCAACGUUUCAAAGAGGUUGAGUAAAAUCGUCUCCUCAUCAAUUGGCCCUGUUCUUAACGCCCUUAUGAUGGCCUUGCCUUUAUUCUGCAUUUACACAGGAAGUGUGUAUACUAGCCUCUCCAAUCACCAGGGGUUCCCCAAGUGGUCAAAGUACACAAAUUAAUUUUUUCCACUACA